AUGGUGUGGCUGCCUCCUCCUUUAGGUUUUUUCAAACUUAACAUUGAUGGGGCUUCUAGGCAGAAUCUGGGUAGUGCUGGUUGUGGGGGUAUUAUUUGGAAUGAUGCAGGUGGAUUCAUUGCAGCCUUUGCGAUUUCACUGGGUAUCAAUUCUAAUAACACAACUGAAUUCUAUGCACUUGAGAGGGGUAUUUCAUUGGCGAUGGAGUUGAACUGUGUAUCCAUUGUUAUUGAAAGCGACUCUAAGCUUCUUGUUGAUUUUAAGGUCCAACAUGCUUAUAGGGAAGCCCAUAUGGUUGCGGAUUCUUUGGCCAAAGCAGUGAAGCUCUCUGCAGUUAAGCUGAAGCAAAAGAAUGAAGAUUUUGUGGAUAUGUCUCCAGGCCUUUCAGUUAAGCUCAGUACUUUCGACGACUAA
Messenger RNA from Amborella trichopoda, 414 nucleotides. The record is from RefSeq and is a predicted model, not a curated record. NCBI's taxonomy places the organism in Eukaryota, Viridiplantae, Streptophyta, Magnoliopsida, Amborellales, Amborellaceae.